UAAUGUGCGAGCUAGACAUCCUAUGGGUAGGGGAGCCGAUGCAAUAGCCAGUAAAGCAUCAGUGCGCAUGCUGCCUGCCACACGGAGGUUUUCGCUUUCGCCGUUCCUGGAUUUUCUGCUCCCUGCUGUUUCUGUUGCCGGUUGCUCUCUUGAAAAUCGCGUGCGUGUGUAAGAACGCAGUAGUAACGAGUAAAUUCGACAUAAUCGAUAAAUUGGGAGCUCCGGCUGACAUUGUUUGCAAUAAUUAGGAGAAAAAAAGGUAAUUUGUGAAGGGGCGUCCUCGGCUUCGCGAGGUUAGGUUCUCCGAGGAUGCGACUAAUUUCGUCAUUCUCGUUGCGCGAGGAUUUACACCCUCGAUUCAAUCUGCCGAUGUGAAUUUCACCGGCUUGGAACUCUCGUCAAAUAAUUCGCAGGUGAGCAGAAGCUGCGACACGUUGGACACUGGAGCAUUGCAGGACAAUUGAAGAAGAAGAAAACUAAAAAAAACUGAAGGAAAGCGCGAGAGAACAUUUUGGCGAGAAUAUAUAAUAGUUUUGCCAAAAUAACACUUCCAAGAUGGCGUACGACGACGUUAUACUGCGAAUGGGCGAGUUUGGAAAAUAUCAACGACGGAUCUACUUGCUGCUUUGUCUUCCCGCAAUAUCUUGCGCCUUUCACAAACUCGCCGGAGUCUUUCUCGGCGCCAAAAUGAAUACGAGGUGUAUAUUGCCGUACGAAAACCCUGAUAACGCGAGUUACGCGUUACCCACCGAUGUUAUGAAUGCGAGUUAUCCGUGGGAUGAAGAAACCAACGGUUGGUCACAAUGCGCUACAAAAACGGCCCUCGACAUUGCUCUAAAUUUAACGAGACUAAACGUUUCCGGUAUCGAGGACGAUAACGGAAAUGAAUUUACGAGCGAAAUCGCGAAAAAACCAUUGCACCAAGAAACCGUACCGUGCAAAAGUUACGUAUUCGAUACGAGCGUUUAUCACAGCACUACUACCUCUGAAUGGAAUUUGGUUUGCGAUCGAUUGUGGCUGAGAGCUACGGGGGAUUCAUUGUUCAUGGUAGGAGUCAUGCUUGGCUCGAUGAUAUUCGGCGGUUUGUCCGACAAAUAUGGACGUAGACCAAUUUUCUUCCUGUCUUUAGUCAUCCAGCUGGUCGGAGGAAUUCUAGUCGCUGUUACCCCUGAGUACAUAUCAUACGUUAUCUUCAGAUUGAUUGUCGGAUCAACUACGAGCGGCGUUUUCCUCGUGGCCUACGUUAUCGCUCUCGAAAUGGUGGGACCUUCGAAACGACUGGUCGCCGGUGUUGGAUGUCAGUUAUUCUUCACCACCGGAUAUAUCCUCACAGCCGCUUUUGCCGCUCUCAUUAAAGACUGGCGAAUGCUACAAAUUGCGAUAACCGUGCCCAGUUUCGUUUUUCUCGUUUAUUGGUGGAUUAUCCCCGAGUCCGCUCGUUGGCUGUUGACUAAAGGACGCACUGAAGAAGCGAAGGAUAUUUUGCACAAAGCUUCGAAGGAAAACGGUGUCGAAAUACCACGCGACAGCCUCGAAACGUUGCUCAGCGAUAACACGGACGGCGAAACAGCACCUGACAUAAGGAAACCUUCGUUGCUCGAUCUCUUCCGCUACCCAAAUCUACGACGGAAAUCGAUGCUUUUGUUCUUCAAUUGGCUCGUGAACAGUGGAACUUACUACGGUCUCUCGUGGAAUGCGUCGAAUCUCGGAGGCAACGAUUACGUGAAUUUUGUUAUAUCAGGAGUCGUCGAAGUGCCUGCGUACACUUUCCUUAUUUUUACUCUCGAUCGGUGGGGCAGAAAAACAAUUUUGUGCGGAUGCAUGCUUGUUUCGGGAGUCGCACUUCUCGCAACGCUGUUUGUCCCUCCCGGAAUGCCCUGGCUCGUCGUAACACUCGCCAUGAUCGGUAAAUUAGCAAUAACGUCGUCGUACGGUGCUAUCUACAUAUUUACUGCCGAACAAUUCCCUACAGUUGUAAGGAACGUUGGACUCGGUGCUAGUUCGACUUUCGCUCGCAUAGGCGGAGUCAUAGCGCCUUACAUCAACCAUUUGUCGGAAAUUUGGACUCCUUUCCCUUUGGUGAUUUUCGGUACGUGCGCUUUAAUCGGAGGUGUAGUCUCGCUGUUGCUGCCAGAGACGUUGAACAAAAAAUUACCAGAGUCCAUACAGGAUGGCGAAUUGUUCGGAAAGAAAGAGUCGAGUAUUGAAAAGGAGAAGAGAAAAAGGCGUAGACAGCAGCAGCAUUUGGACGAGCAAUUGAACGAGAUAGAGUCCAUAAAGCCCCUAAAACCACAAGAGAACGGAGUACAUGAUCGGAAACAAAAUGGAUGACAUUAGUGACGAAUCCCGAAGUAAUUUUCCCUCCGGAUAUUUGUAAAAGUGGAAUGGGUGUGAUUGGCAGUAUUUAUCGCAAUUUCAUCGAUCAUAAAUGAGCACGGAGGCAUCGUGCUGAAAAGCUGAGGCGAAAAGCGUCAAAAAAGCUGUCCAUUUAUCGGUGGCUGCAGGUUGCCGGUAUGCUCGAAUCAACGAAUUGAAAAUGAAAAGAAAAGGGACAAACAAAAAAAAUCACGAAUUGAUGUCAGAGUUCGGAAACUCUUUAAAAAAAAAAAAGAAAAAAUGAAGACGAAAAUCGCCCUCCCCAUCCUUCAUAGUUCAUACUUAAACAUUACGUAAGUUUAGCCGUUAUUAAAUCUCUAUUCUUGUAUCUUUUAACGAGAAAAAAACAAAACAAUCAUCAACAAAUAAUGAGAAAUGCACAGUUCGGUCCCCGACAGUUGGACCAGCCGAAAUCGAAAACACAAAAAUAAAAUUUUGCUAUAAUUUAUAUUUUUAUUUGAACAAUGUUCAGCCAAAAUCGAAAACCUAACGAUUAAACUGCUCCGUUAUAUUUUAUAUUCGCACAAUGCUCAUCGACUAAACGAUUUUUUGACACGCAAAGAUUUGACUGAACUAGCAGCUUGCGCGCAUUGCUGAAACGAAUAAUUUAUAUAAUCAGUGUGUUUACAUUACUGUGUGUUCUACGACAGAACAAUUAACGAAAAAAAAUUCGUCUCGACCGAAACAGGUCCCUGCCCUCUCGCUGCUAGCACAAUUCUUUUCCUCGUCACUUAUUUCGUACGCAUUAAUUAACUACAUGUCUCAUGUAAGAGGUCGACAAAUUUUUAAUUAUCUCUUUUAUGUAUACUAUUCGUGUAAAUGCAAUGCCAAAUACAGGUGAAAGCUUUUACAGA
Molecule: messenger RNA, 3230 nt
Organism: Venturia canescens
Lineage: Eukaryota; Metazoa; Arthropoda; Insecta; Hymenoptera; Ichneumonidae
Gene: Orct
Product: Organic cation transporter
Exons: 10
Coding region: 556-2331 (591 amino acids)
Biological process (GO): transmembrane transport
Cellular component (GO): membrane
Molecular function (GO): transmembrane transporter activity
Source: RefSeq, a predicted model, not a curated record